CAAAUAAUUCACUUUCUCGCGUCAAUCGAAUCACGUUUUCCGGCGCAGACCGACCCAACCGGCAUUUGUAGUUUAUAAUUUUCUAAUUCUUAAAAACAUCACAAACAUGAGUGGAAUCUUCAAAGUGGCGAGCAGAUUCAACACGCUGCGCUCAUUGCUCCAGCCAGUGAAAUGCGCCGUGCAGCGCGUGACCGCCACCCAACAACAACACCGGCAAAUCGCUAGGAAUCUCUGGUACAUGUGCAACUCACGCGAUAACUACACUCAUCUGCAGAAGAACACGACCGAAUUAUGCGGCUGCGGUUGUGGUAGUCUCGCCGGUGUGCACACCAAAGCCGAACGUGAACUAGUCGAAUUCCUCACGGAGGAGAUCCUCGCCGAACGCAAGGCACAAAAAGCGAAAACCAUCCCCACCGAGGUGGAUGGCUUCACCGCAACCCUCAAAGGCGCUGAAGUCACCCUUACAAAGACCACCGACAAGGAAAAGAUCAAGAUUCGUUUCAAUGUGAACCACACAGUGGACACCGAUCACGAAGCAGAUGUGAACCCCAACAUGGACAAAGCCGACAUCGGCGAGCUGAAAUCCAAGCCAGCGCUCAAGGUGGACCUCGUCCGUGGAGAUAUCACCGUCAGCCUGCUGUGUUCAUUCAUUGGACCCAAUGAACAAGAUGAGAACUACAACGAUGUCUUCGGUAUCGAUGAGAUCAGCAUCUAUUCGGGCGAUUGGAACGAGAAUGUCUACGCUGUGUCCGGCGAGGUGGUAGACACAUACCUCUAUGACCUGUUGAUGAACUACCUGGAGGAGAAGGGUGUUAGCAAUGAGUUUGUAGAGAAAGUAAGCGCCUACAGCACGGCCUAUGAGCAUUCAUGCUACAUUGGCCUGCUGGAGGGACUGUCAACGUUCGCGUCGGGAAAAUAGUUUAUUUAAUAAUAGCUUUAACACAUCUAGGAUGGUAAUUGUUAAGUAUUGUUUAAGUUGUAUCAGCUGCCUGCUGUUUUCCAUUUAGGCCAGCGACACAUGCAACAAGUUUUCACUACAGACUACUCACGAUCGUUAUUCCUUUUAUAAUUCAUUUCCAUGAUAAUAAAAUUGUAAAUGCGG
Dalotia coriaria is the source of this 1102-nucleotide messenger RNA. RefSeq names its product complement C1q binding protein P32 (gene P32). Gene Ontology annotation, cellular component: mitochondrial matrix. Gene Ontology annotation, biological process: cytosolic ribosome assembly. The coding region runs from base 107 to 919 and encodes 270 amino acids. Lineage: Eukaryota; Metazoa; Arthropoda; Insecta; Coleoptera; Staphylinidae. The record is from RefSeq and is a predicted model, not a curated record. The transcript is spliced from 2 exons.